ACUAUAACGAACGAAACAUAAACUUACCACAAAUAGGUAAAGCAUGGACGAGUCAAGAAGCAUUAAGGCCGAUUCGCGGCUUAAGACUCUCAUAGAAAAUGGUUGCAAGAUGGGUCAUAGAAGCUUAUUAGUGAUUCUGGGAUCUGAAACCGCCGAACAGAUAAUGGUCAUUCACCAUUUAAUGAGUAAGGCAGCAAAUGAUCGUCCAUCAGUUUUGUGGUGUCAUAAGAAGGGUUCAGAUGUUCCUAAACAAAGCCGAAAGCAGUUAAAGAAGUUUGAGAAAAAUUUGAAGUCUGGAAAGUGCAACAUAUCAAGUGAGAAUGCACUUCAUCUCUUUCUUUUAGCAACUCCCAUCAGAUACUGUGCUUUCAGUGACGCAAAGAGUGUGCUGGGUAGUACCUAUGGAAUGUGUGUGAUCCAGGAUUUUGAGGGACUUACUCCAAAUGUACUGUGUCAAGUUAUAGAAACAGUUAAGGGAGGUGGUGUCAUAACUAUUAUCCUGAAGAAAACCUCCUUGAGACAGCUCUUUGAUAUAGAGAUGGAUGUUCAUAACAAACUGAAAACUUAUUCACACCCAAAUGUUUUUCCAUUAUUUAAUGAAAGGUUUGUACUCUCAUUGGGCUGGUGCAAAUCUUGUCUAAUUAUGAAUGAUCAGCUUCAAGUGGUUAAGGAAUUGCCACCCCUUUCUGGCCCAGUUCAUCCAGUUGGUUCUGUUGUUAUUGAAAAACAAGAAGAGUUUCAUAGAAGACUUGUAGAACUUCAGAGCAGCCUUGAAGAUGCAGAAAAGCCACUCCCACAACUCAUUGGCUGUUGCAGAACAGUUGAUCAAGCAAAAUCUUUACUGAAGAUGAUUGACAUGAUUACUGAUAAAGGUGGAAGAGGCACAGUUGCCAUUACUGCUGGACGUGGUCGUGGAAAGUCAGCUGUUUUAGGAUUUGCUGUGGCAGCUGCUAUCUAUUUUGGCUUUAAUAACAUAUUUGUUACAAGUCCUACCCCAGAUAAUCUAAGAACGUUUUAUGAGAUGGUCUUUAAAGGUUUGUACUCUCAAUUGGGCUGGUGCAAAUCUUGUCUAAUUAUGAAUGAUCAGCUUCAAGUGGUUAAGGAAUUGCCACCCCUUUCUGGCCCAGUUCAUCCAGUUGGUUCUGUUGUUAUUGAAAAACAAGAAGAGUUUCAUAGAAGACUUGUAGAACUUCAGAGCAGCCUUGAAGAUGCAGAAAAGUCCAAUCCCACCCACUCAUUGGCUGUUGCAGAACAGUUGAUCAAGUUAUACAUUGAUCCUACCGAUGCAAGAAAAUUGAGUCAGGCAGAACUUCUAGUUAUAGAUGAAGCUGCAGCCAUACCUCUUCCAUAUGUUAAGGCACUUUUGGGUUCAUAUUAUGUGCUUAUGGCAUCAACAGUAAAUGGGUAUGAAGGUACGGGACGUUCUCUUUCCUUGAAACUUCUCAGUCAGCUUCGUCAACAAGCUUCUGGAUCAGCUGAUUCAACUACAGCUACUAGCACUGAUGUUUCUGCAAAUCAAAAAUUAAAUGAGGUUUCCUUGAAGGAGAGCAUACGAUACUCAGAUGGUGACCCUGUUGAAAAGUGGCUCAAUGAUUUGUUAUGCCUUGAUGCUACAUCUUUAGUAACACAGUCAUCCACAUGUCCUCCUCCACACAGCUGCCAGCUAUAUUAUGUCAACAAGGGUGUGCUUUUUAGUGGAAAUGAAGAAAGUGAAGAUUUUCUUCACCAAAUUGUUUCUCUGUUAGUGGCUUCUCAUUAUCGCAAUUCACCAGAUGAUUUGCAAGUCUUAAGUGAUGCUCCAGCACAUCACCUUUUCGUUUUGCUAUCCCCUAUUGCCUCAAACAUGACUUCAUUACCAACUGUCUUGGUAGUCAUCCAGAUUUCCUUAGAAGGAAAUAUUGGCAAAAAAGUGGCAGAUGAGUGCAAGAGUCGAGGUGAACGUCCAUCUGGGGAUUUGGUACCUUGGGCUUUAGCGGCUCAGUUUUCAAAUUCUGGGUUAACAAAAUUGGUUACUGCUAGAAUUGUUAGAGUGGCAACACAUCCAGAUUAUCAGUCAAUGGGCUAUGGAUCAAGAGCUCUUAACCUUCUUGGUGAAUACUACAGAGGACGACACAUAACUCUAGAUGAGGAACAAGAUAUACCAACUAGCCCACCAAAGAAUCAUAAGGAAUAUAAUUUUAUUGUGCCAUACCACAGUGAGGUACCUCUUCUCUCAAAGUUGGAAGAAAGGAAACCAGAGCAAGUAAACUACAUGAGUGUGUCAUUUGGUGUGACCCAACCUCUCUUUAAGUUCUGGAAGCGAGUGGGUUUCUUGCCUUUGUACAUAAGCCAAGUAAGCAAUAAAAUCACAGGAGAGCACAACUGUGUAAUGGUUCAUCCCUUAGUAGAAGAAGAACCUGGUGAAAGUGGUGUGGUGUCGUUACCUAGCAGCAUGGAGUGGGUCAAGGAUUCAUGUGGAGAGUUCUUACGUCGAUUCAUAGGUCUUCUUGGUGGACCAUUAAGGAACUUUUCUCCAGUACUUGCACUUGCAAUAAUCCAAAGUCAUGAUAGAUAUAUCAGAGAAAAAGGCAUUGAUUGGAAUGAACUACAGAUAUUAGUAACGGGGCAUGACCUUCAACGUCUAGAAAGGUACGCAAACAAUCUAGCUGAUCGAUAUCUCAUCAACGAUAUGUUCCCAAGCCUAGCAUAUCUCUAUUUUAUGAAGAGACUGCCUGCUGUUCAGCUGUCAUCUUUGCAGUCGAGUAUAGUAGUUGGGUUAGGUCUACAAGCAAGGACAGUGGAUACAAUGGUAAAGUUAUUAGACCUACCAGUAGAAUCUCUUUUGGGUCAACUCAAUCGUGCUAUACGUCGAUUUUUGAAAGUCUUGUCAUCUAUUCAAGAAACAGCUUUGGCGCUCAGCCUGCCUACUACUACAGCCACAGUUGCAGAGUUCACCCCAGUUGAUAUUACUCUAGAACAGGAUCUAGAGCAGGCUGCAAAGGACUAUGGAAUAGACGCCAAAAGAAGUCAACAGCUUUCAAAAACAAGUUUACACCAUCUGGGAGAUCUCAGAAAAUUUGCUGUUCAGGGAGAUGAUGCAACGUGGGAGGCCGCUCUUCAAAAUUCAUCAGAAGUUGUCACCAUUAAGAAUAAGAAGAAGCCCAAAAGGCUGACUGAAGCAGAAUUAGAACGUGAAUUGAAUGAAUCUGCACCCAAGAAAAGCAAAGGAAAUCAUAAAAACAAGAAAAAGAAGUAAAAUCAUAUAUGUAUAUUUUUAUAUUAAAGACAGCUUAUUCA
This is a messenger RNA of Macrobrachium nipponense, 3276 nucleotides long. RefSeq names its product RNA cytidine acetyltransferase-like. The transcript is spliced from 19 exons. The record is from RefSeq and is a predicted model, not a curated record. Gene Ontology annotation, cellular component: nucleolus; 90S preribosome. Gene Ontology annotation, molecular function: tRNA binding; ATP binding; 18S rRNA cytidine N-acetyltransferase activity. Lineage: Eukaryota; Metazoa; Arthropoda; Malacostraca; Decapoda; Palaemonidae. Gene Ontology annotation, biological process: rRNA acetylation involved in maturation of SSU-rRNA. The coding region runs from base 44 to 3235 and encodes 1063 amino acids.